UCAAAUUGACGUAAAAGCGAAACUUAAAAUUUUAGGUUUAGUUUAGAUUUCGUAAAUCGAAAAGCAGAGUUUCGUAAAUUAAUAGUGUUUUUCGGCUGCGCUCACUUGAUUUUAGCGAAUCGUCAUGGCCGACGAUAAUAACAAAUCAGGGACCGAAAGUUUGAUGCCUGUCUUUUUGGAGGAUUUGGAUGAGAAGGAGCAGGUGCGCAAAAUCAGCGCUUACCUCCAAAACCUGUGCGAUCGCUUGAGGCUGGGAAUCCAGCAGCACCAGGACGUCGUCCAAUCGUCGGUCCAGUUGCUCAAGGAGGUUGGUGACGUUAACAACAUGAUGCAGUUGGCAAGAAGUGGCCACCAGGCCCAGGCCACUAAGAUCCGGCGCUUGAUCAUGGGUUUCGAGACGGUCAAUGCUGCGAACGCGCCACAGAUUCCCAGCGUGACGGGAAUCAGCUUGCCCUCGGACCUGACCGAGAUUCAUGGCCUCUUGGUUGAAUUCGAGCACCUCAAUGAGAGCCAAGUUCUGCGCGAAGGCCUACUAAACUUUAAGCGGGCCCGGGAAUCGCUGGAGAAAGUGCUCGGCUUUCUGGAGAAGAUUGGCAACGACUCCCCUCGACCUUCCCCCCAAGCAAGCCAGCUGAUUGGGAGCCCAAGCGCCAGUCGCAGUCUCCGCGAGAAAAUCGAAGCUUUUAACAAGGUCUUAGAGGCGGGCCCCGAAGAGCUGGGCGACACCUGCCGCCACUUCAGCGAGUGCUUCUGCAGCUGCUGCAGCUUGGACGAGUCCCCCGAGUCUGGAGGCUCCGUUGCCUCGAAAACCAAUUCCGGAUACGAGGGUGACAUCGACAGCGAGGUGGAGCAGUCGAAUGGGUCCACUCAAACAGAAAAUUCUAAAGACUUGCAUUUGGAAUAACUCAAAUAAGAUAAAGAUAAUUUUUUAGUGUUUCUA
Messenger RNA from Drosophila ficusphila, 940 nucleotides. RefSeq lists its product as uncharacterized. Bases 125 to 904 code for a protein of 259 amino acids. Lineage: Eukaryota; Metazoa; Arthropoda; Insecta; Diptera; Drosophilidae. The record is from RefSeq and is a predicted model, not a curated record. The transcript has 2 exons.